Messenger RNA from Morus notabilis, 2332 nucleotides. Its product is annotated as pentatricopeptide repeat-containing protein At4g19191, mitochondrial. Gene Ontology annotation, biological process: RNA modification. Lineage: Eukaryota; Viridiplantae; Streptophyta; Magnoliopsida; Rosales; Moraceae. The transcript has a single exon. The record is from RefSeq and is a predicted model, not a curated record. Gene Ontology annotation, molecular function: RNA binding; protein binding. The coding region runs from base 376 to 2316 and encodes 646 amino acids.
UCACCUUCACAUCCGUGGCAUGUCCUCUCUGACCGCUCCAGAAGUUUUCUGUGACUUUUCUCUUUCGCCAAACGAUAAUUCCACCACUCCCACUCCCUUGGUCAGUUAAAAGUUUGUCUCAGAUCCUCGUUUAAGUGCCUUUGAAAAUGCUGCCAGUUUGGUUCAUGCAUAGAAUAUGUUUGAGAGACGCGCCGGCUCGGAAUUUAAUGAUGGUCGGAUUUUUCUUAGUUGGGUUUUCUUGAUUUAGUGUUAUGCAUCUUUUGAUGAAAAUGAGAACCCGUCAUAAUCAAACUAGAGCUUUUCUUACUCUUUUCUCACUUUUCCCUCCAAAACCACCACCUCAAAGUCUCAAACUUGGCCCUUGUUUAUUGCCUUAUGAAUACCUUCAAAUAUUCACAUUUCAAAACCGUUGGGCUCUGUAACUCCGCCAUUAGAGAAGCUGUCAAUCAUGGCCAUUCCCAUAAAGCCCUCCUUCUCUUUCGACAAAUGAAACAAAAUGGUCUCCAACCCGACAACUUCACCUUUCCCUUCGUCGCCAAAGCGUGUUCCAAGCUUUCCAAUCUCAGAUUCUCCCAAAUUAUUCACACCCAUGUCGUCAAAUCCCCGGUUUGUUCUGAUGUGUUUGUGCAAACGGCCGUGGUUGAUAUGUACUUGAAGUGCGAUCGCUUAAGCGAUGCGCACGGCGUGUUUGAGAAAAUGCCCGCAAGAGAUGUGGCUGCUUGGAAUUCGAUGAUAGUGGGAUUGGCUCAGUUGGGUUUUACCAAUAGAGUUUUCUGUCUAUUUCACCGAAUGAGGCUUGCAGGGAUUCAGCUGGAUUCGAUCACGAUCAUGGGGCUGACUCAAGCGAUAACUUCACACUCGAAGAAUGUAGAAUUGUUGAAAGCAAUUCAUUCACUCGGAAUUCGAAUUGGAUUAGAAGCUGAUAUUUCCGUAGCGAACACUUGGAUCAGUGCCUAUGCGAAAUGCAGCGAUUUGGAUUCAGCCAAGGUUGUCUUUGAUGGGAUUGACUUGGAUGUGAGGACUGUUGUCUCCUGGAAUUCAAUGAUAGCAGCAUACUCAAACUUUGAGAAAUCUAUUGAUGCACUAAAUUGCUAUAAGAGGAUGCUGGUUGACGGAUAUAGACCCGAUUCAAGCACUAUUUUAGGCUUAUUGUCGUCAUGUGCACAACCGAAGGCACUGCUUCAGGGCGCUUCGGUUCAUUGUCAUGGGAUUCAACUUGGCUGUGAUUCUGACAUUGCAGUGGCUAACACUCUGAUAUCUAUGUACUCCAGGUGUGGCGAUAUUUUUGCCGCAAGGCUUUUAUUUGAUUGUGUGUCUUGUAGAACUUGUGUGACGUGGAAUGUUAUGAUUAGCGGCUAUGCUGAUAAAGGGGAUUUAGAUGAGGCAUUGGAGUUGUUUGAUGCUAUGGAAACCGCAGGUGAGAAGCCUGAUUUGGUUACUAUGCUUUCUGUUAUCUCGGGAUGUAGCCAAACAGGAUCACUAGAGGUUGGUAAGUGGAUUAAUGGCUAUGCCUUUUCAAAUGGAUUAAGAGACAACACCAUAAUUUGUAAUGCAUUAAUUGACAUGUAUGCAAAAUGUGGAAGUAUGAACGAUGCUCGCAAACUCUUCUAUGCCUUGCCAGAAAAAACUGUUGUCUCAUGGACAACAAUAAUUUCAGGGUGUGCUUUAAAUGGAGAAGUAAAAGAAGCAUUGAAUCUUUUCAACAGGAUGCUCGAGUCGGGAUUGAAACCAAACCACGUCACGUUUCUUGCCGUUCUUCAAGCUUGCGCUCACGCAGGUCUCCUUGAGAAAGGAUUGGAGUGCUUUGAUGUGAUGACAAAAGUGUUCCGUAUUAAUCCUUGCUUAGACCAUUAUUCCUGCGUUGUGGAUCUUCUCGGGCGCAAGGGAAAGAUAAGAGAAGCAUUCGAGCUACUUGAAAAUAUGCCUUUGAAACCUGAUGCUGGCGUAUGGAGUUCAUUGCUUAGUGCUUGCAAGAUUCACCAAAACAUAGAAAUCGCCGAGUAUGUGUCUUGUCAUCUCUUUGAGCUGGAUCCCUUGGCUGCAGUUCCAUACGUUGAGAUGGCAAACAUAUACGCUUCAGAUGGAAAGUGGGACGGAGUUGCAGCAAUAAGAAAAAUGAUGAAAUGUAACAGUGUGAAGAAAUCUGCAGGUAAAAGCAUUGUCCAAGUUAAUGGGAAGCGUCAUGUUUUUGCAGUUGAAGAUAGGGGUCAUUCUGAAAGUUUGUGUAUAUAUGAAAUGUUGGAUAGUUUGAUGUUGCUGCUGAAAGAAGGAGACUUAUCAGAAUCAGAGUUAACUCUGGAACAUGAAUUAGCAUGAAGCUGUUGCAAGAUUA